AGCUCCAAGUAUUUCAGUCUUGCAUGCGACUUGCUCGAAGCACGAUGAAAGCACCCCUGUUCGCAGCCGUCGUCGCGACGAUCGUCCUAACCGCCUCCAGCAGAGCGGUUAACAUCAGCAAUACGUGGAUGUUGCCGGAGGAGGGAUUUCCGGUUUUCUACCGCUACUUCCGGGACCGCAUCUCGUGGAACGAGGCGGACGCCGUCUGCCAGUUCCAUCAUGCUAACCUCGUUACAGUGGACACGACUUCUCAAUACGAUGCAAUAAGGGCGUACUUGAAGGAGCUAGACAUAGCGGACAACGUAUGGAUUGGCUUGUCGAGGGGAAGUGACACUACCAAUUUCACGUGGAGGGACUUCCGGGCGCUGAGCCUCACCGACUACUGGCAGGAAGCGAUUCCCACCGGAAACGAGGCACUGUGCGCCACCAUGGAUCCAGCCGCCGACUUCCGGUGGCAUGCGUUGCCGUGCGGAGGACCGGCCAUCGCCUCCUUCAUCUGCGAACUGCCAGUUCCAUCAUGGGCAAACGGACCGAAAGGAUGCCUCCUCACCGAACUACCCUCGCUCACCGUCUUGUUCAUUCCAGAACAAUCCGCCGUCGAAUUGACAUCCGACUGCGGUUUAGGUGGCACCAAAAGGAUCGCUUGCAAAGGAAAUACUGAUCGGGAUGAGAUUAUGAAGCGUUUGGCUUGUAAUGAGGGUGUUGUGGACGAGGCUAUGGAUGAUGAUGAGGAGAGGGCGGAAUCUCCGGCGCCGACCGCGAUAAAUCAGGAUCCAACGUACGGCAGCACAAAUGGGGCUCAUGUGUCGAACACGAGAACAACUAAGCCUUGGAUCUGGACAUCAAACACAAUAGACACGGGCGAUUACGGAUUGCCGACGAGACAUAGGAGGGAAACGGAGGAAGACACAAUGGUCCCGUCGUCGACCCUCAGUUCGGCCACAGAGAAAAUCAGCCCCAGAAUCGAGGUAUUGACUGCGGCACCAUCGACUCCAACACCAAAUCCUCAAACCCCAACCACGAUCCCAACACCAACACCAAAUCCAACCCCGUCUCCAACGGAUUUAUCGAGCUCGACGGCGCCAGAGCUUGAGACGACGAGCACCGAGCAGGGAACGGAUGAGUACCCCAGCGCCAUCAACCAGGGACAGCUGUUCAGCAUCAUAGAGAACGGCACGAUCUUCGAUAUAAUAGAGCUGAAUGGAACAGAAGAGAACAGGACGGUCUCGAUGGAGGACAUCAGACAGCAAACAACCGUCCCUUCCGAUCCUCCAGCCACCUACACAACAGUAAUCUAUCAUAAGGAACCCACCGAAGAGUCUCCCGUCACCAGCAGCCACAAAAUCCCGAAAACAACGAACAAGGCUCGCAGCUCCCUGAACGCCAUCCCAUCUCAAUCACCUCAGAAGACGCUCUCCAAGGAGAUCGAGAUGUUCCCGAUUGUCGGCAACUCGUACAUCAAGUUGAACAGGACCAACCGCAAGGAACUGCCCAACUACGGCGACAACAUGGUCAUCCCCAGCGUCCACAAGACCGUCGAAAUUCGCAUCCACGAACCGGGCAAAUUGAACGUGACCAAAUCUGCGUUUCUGGUCACCACCAAGAAGGCGCCCAAAACAAUGAAACCGCAAGAACCCACCGCCUCCGUCGACGUGCAGACCACAACCAGAGCCCAGGAAUCCUUCGACUCCGAGCCGACAGCAAAACCGAACAGGCAAAGGCAGCUCACGCGACCGCAGAGGCGCUCCUUCUAUCCGUACUUCUUCAGCAGAGUUCUAGGCUGAACGUGAAGUUUCACCAAGAAACUUCCAACAACAAAAAUAACAUCUAAUCAACAGUUAUUAUAAAAUAGGUAAGAUUAUUUAUUUAUUACAAAUAU
This is a messenger RNA of Nicrophorus vespilloides, 1879 nucleotides long. RefSeq names its product flocculation protein FLO11. The record is from RefSeq and is a predicted model, not a curated record. NCBI's taxonomy places the organism in Eukaryota, Metazoa, Arthropoda, Insecta, Coleoptera, Silphidae. Bases 24 to 1784 code for a protein of 586 amino acids. The transcript is spliced from 6 exons.